GACUUUAAGACUUGGUACAUCCGGGCGCAGGCUGGCAAUCGUGCCGCGUUUCGGGCGGACGUUGGACAAGCCCAGUGCUCGGAAGUAAUCGGCCGGCUCACGUUAAAUAGCUCUCCAGUUUGCGCCAGUAGGCACCACUCGAGCCUCCACCGCCGGCACCGAUGAAACGGAGCAGCGGCUCGCCGCUCGCCGGCCAGAACCCCAGAUCUGGCGGCUGGAAACCUAGCUCCGCUGUGGGGAGGAGCUCUGUCCCCGCUGGCCGGAAAACCCCGGACCGAUGGGACCUCUCGCAGAGCUCCGCCGCCUCGGCCGGCAGCAAGUCGUCGACGGUCAACUGGGCCGUUGUCAAGAUCGUCAGAUCGAUCGGGUCGUGUUUCGGCCCGUGGGUGACUGGAUCGCCAACGGCAAAGUCCUUGAAAAGCUUCACUUCUCCUCCUUCAACUCCAUCGGGUAGUAUGCAUGGUGACUCCUGUGACAGCAGAAGUAGGAGAUCAAGUAGAGGGACAUAUAGCAGUGGAUACAGUAGAAAAUACAGUGGCACAUACACUACUUCCCAGAAAGAACCUGGAAAUAUGAGCUUCACUUUAGCUGAGAUCCAGAGAGCUACUAAGAACUUCUCUCCUUUUCUCAAGAUUGGACAAGGUGGUUUUGGCACUGUUUACAAAGGGACACUUGACGACGGCACACUUGUUGCGGUUAAGCGUGCUAAAAAGAGCCUGUAUGAUACUCAUCUGAGCGUGGAAUUCCAAAGUGAGAUCAAGAUUCUGGCGCGUGUUGAACAUUUGAAUUUGGUUAGAUUUUUUGGGUAUCUGGAGUAUGAGGAUGAGAGGAUUGUUGUUGUUGAGUAUGUCCCCAAUGGAACUCUAAGAGAGCAUCUUGAUUGUUUAAAUGGAAAGCAUCUUGACCUUGCUGCGCGGCUAGAUGUUGCAAUUGAUGUGGCUCAUGCUGUCACAUACCUCCAUACAUACACAGAUCAUCCUAUCAUCCACAGGGAUGUUAAAUCAUCUAACAUUCUUCUUACUGAAACUCUUCGUGCAAAAGUUGCUGACUUUGGGUUUGCUCGACUGGGUGCAAAUGAGAUUGGAGUUACACAUGUUUCAACUCAAGUUAAAGGAACUGCAGGUUAUUUGGACCCAGAAUAUCUCAAAACUUACCAACUCACAGAGAAAAGUGAUGUCUUCUCCUUUGGUGUGUUGCUUGUGGAAUUAAUAACAGGGAGGCGCCCUAUAGAAGCCAAAAGGGAACUUAAAGAAAGAAUAACAGCAAAAUGGGCAAUGAAGAAGUUCACAGAAGGAAAUGCAAUUCGAACGUUGGACCCAAAUCUUCCACACAACCCAGCAACUAAUCUGGCUUUGGAAAAAAUCCUUGAGCUAGCCUUGCAAUGCUUAGCUCCAACUAGGCAGAGCCGGCCCAGCAUGCGGAGGUGUGCAGAAAUUUUAUGGAACAUCCGGAAGGACUACAGAGAGCUCUUGUCUUCAGAACUUCUCCCAGCCCUCCCAUCAAUGGAAGCUUUCCAUCAUAGAAGAGAAAAGAUGAUCUAAACUAAAAAACUAAGUUUUUAUAAAAUUUCCUUUAAGUAGGUUAAUAUUUGCAGAUUUGAUUCUCUCACAGCAUCUUCUCCGGCCAUCUGUGAAUAGCGAGGGCAUCUUCUCUGCCAUUUGUGAAUAGGAAAUCACCAGAGGCUGAAAUUGGACGAGGCACCUUCAGCAUUGUAAAGUUUGAAAGUUAGUUGAUAUGGGGAUUGGGAUGCCUUGUGGGGAAGUUAAUUGUAUAUGGUUAUGAUGUAUAGCAACUCUUUUGCAUAUUUAUACUCUAUAUUCGGGAGGUGUGGUUUUCAUUGUGA
Molecule: messenger RNA, 1843 nt
Organism: Elaeis guineensis (African oil palm)
Lineage: Eukaryota; Viridiplantae; Streptophyta; Magnoliopsida; Arecales; Arecaceae
Product: calmodulin-binding receptor-like cytoplasmic kinase 2
Biological process (GO): protein phosphorylation
Molecular function (GO): ATP binding; protein kinase activity
Source: RefSeq, a predicted model, not a curated record